GGAAGGACAAUAGAGAAUUCAUUAAGUUAAACUUAGUAGAAUAAAAAAUUAAACAAAUAGUGCUUGAGAAUUAGUUUUAGAUACCUGGUGAACUUUUUUUCAGAUGAAAUAUUAUCAAGUAAAAGAAUCGAGCUGAUUUUAAAAGUAUAUGGAUUUUAUUCACAAAUAUACAACCACGUGUACAUCACUCUGGAACUUGGAAGGGUUAAAUCGGACCACUGUGGGGUUAUGGAAGUGUUUCCCAGAGUUGUCUAGUACCUUGAAUUUGUUAUGGAUUCGAUGUGUAGUGUUAUUCUAAAACAGUUGCACCUGCGUUAGCUCUCAUUGUCUCAGGCUCGAAGCUGAAAAAUUCAAAAAAUGAAAAAGCUCAAGAAAUGAAUAUUUCUGUUAAUAACAUGUUGGUAUUUUUCCCCGACUCCAUGAACAUUCUUGAUCUCACAGGCAAAAUGCACAACCCAGGGCACUAGGGUUGGAAUCCAGUGUUUAUUCAAAAAGGCACCCUAAGGCAGUUAGAGAGGGAAUGCUACAUGUAUGGGGGAAAAAAGGCAGCUGGAAACUAAGCUGAUCUGGGCACAAGCUGCAGCGACUGUCUUGACUAACUUGUUUUCUGAGAACUAUGAGAGAAAUGGAAAUGAUUUGAAGGACCCUGAAAGGAUGGUAUUUUGUUGCUUGUUCUCCUUAUAUGGAGCAAAGAAACUGCAGUAACACUUCUCGGGAGCUGGUAUUCCCUGCUGCCACGGGGACAGCCGUUUUCUGCGUGGAGGAGUUUGUUUAUACCUUAAGAAAUAUAGUCUGUUUUGUUGAUUAAAUAAACAAAAAAAAAAAGUCAUGCCUCAUCCUCUGCUUUCAAACACUCCCCCAAUUAGAAAAUAUCUCAUAAAAAUGCAUCAUGUGAUACUAUCUUGCUUUAGUCCCAAACUGAGUUCACUUGGAUGUCUUCAAAUUUGAGUCCUGAGGGAGUACACAUUUGAGCUAAGAAUGUAGUUACUCUGUCAUGAAAUAGGCAGCUUUGCCACUUGCUUGUUUUGGAAGGAAAAUAAAUUAAAAAAAGAUUGCAGGGGAUUUUAGUUAUUAUAUCGUCAGGGCUCUGUUUAGAGUUGGUGGCAUUCAAAGCUGGCUUUAGUCACAGCAUGAUGCUCCAAAAGUCCAAGUGUUCCCUUUCUUUCUUUCUUUCUUCUUUCCGUUUUUUUUUUUUUUUAAAGCGUUACUUCACUGAGGCAGAGGGCUGCCUUUGAGUGACGUCACAAGUUUGAGCAGCUAGCAGCACAGGAGAAGGGAGGCUGGGUGAGUGACAGCCCAGCCUACUUUUUAAUAGCUUUGUCAUGUGACUGGGGACUGUAGUAAGACAGGUGCCUUCAGUUCACUCUCAGUAAGGGGCUGGUUGCCUGCAUGAGUGUGUGCUCUGUGUCACUGUGGAUUGGAGUUGAAACAGCUUGAUUGGCGUCAUUCAGGAGCUGGAUGGCGUGGGACAUGUGCAACCAGGACUCUGUAUGGAGUGACAUCGAGUGUGCUGCUCUGGUUGGUGAAGACCAGCCUCUUUGCCCAGAUCUUCCUGAACUUGACCUUUCUGAACUAGACGUGAACGACUUGGAUACAGACAGCUUUCUGGGUGGACUCAAGUGGUGCAGUGACCAAUCAGAAAUAAUAUCUAAUCAGUACAACAACGAGCCUUCAAACAUAUUUGAGAAGAUAGAUGAAGAGAAUGAGGCAAACUUGCUAGCGGUCCUCACAGAGACACUGGACAGUCUCCCUGUGGAUGAAGACGGAUUGCCCUCAUUUGAUGCACUGACAGAUGGAGAUGUGACCACCGAGAAUGAGGCUAGUCCUUCCUCCAUGCCUGACGGCACCCCUCCGCCUCAGGAGGCAGAAGAGCCGUCUCUACUUAAGAAGCUCUUACUGGCACCAGCCAACACUCAGCUAAGUUAUAAUGAAUGCAGUGGCCUCAGUACCCAGAACCAUGCAAACCAUAAUCACAGGAUCAGAACAAACCCUGCAGUUGUUAAGACCGAGAAUUCAUGGAGCAAUAAAGCGAAGAGCAUUUGUCAACAGCAAAAGCCACAAAGACGUCCGUGCUCAGAGCUUCUCAAGUAUCUGACCACAAAUGAUGACCCUCCUCACACCAAACCCACAGAGAACCGGAACAGCAGCAGAGACAAAUGCACCUCCAAAAAGAAGGCCCACACACAAUCGCAGACACAACAUCUACAAGCCAAACCAACAACUUUAUCUCUUCCUCUGACCCCAGAGUCACCAAAUGACCCCAAGGGUUCCCCAUUUGAGAACAAGACUAUUGAACGAACCUUAAGUGUGGAACUCUCUGGAACUGCAGGCCUAACUCCACCCACAACUCCUCCUCAUAAAGCCAACCAAGAUAACCCUUUCAGGGCUUCUCCAAAGCUGAAGCCCUCUUGCAAGACUGUGGUACCUCCACCAUCCAAGAAGGCCCGGUACAGUGAGUCUUCUUGUACCCAAGGCAGUAAUUCCACCAAGAAGGGGCCUGAGCAGUCUGAGUUGUACGCACAGCUCAGCAAGACCUCUGUGCUCACCAGUGGACACGAGGAAAGGAAGGCCAAACGGCCCAGUCUCCGGCUGUUUGGUGACCAUGACUAUUGUCAGUCGAUUAAUUCCAAAAUGGAAAUACUUGUUAGUACAUCACAGGAGCUCCACGACUCCAGACAACUAGAAAAUAAAGAUGCCCCCUCCUCCAACGGGUCAGGGCAAAUACACUCUUCCACAGAUUCCGACCCGUGCUACCUGAGAGAGACUGCGGAGGUGAGCAGGCAGGUCUCUCCCGGCAGCACCAGAAAACAGCUCCAAGACCAGGAAAUCCGAGCCGAGCUGAACAAGCACUUCGGUCAUCCCAGUCAAGCUGUUUUUGACGACAAAGCAGACAAGACCAGUGAACUGAGGGACAGUGAUUUCAGUAAUGAACAAUUCUCCAAACUACCUAUGUUUAUAAAUUCAGGACUAGCCAUGGAUGGCCUGUUUGAUGACAGCGAAGAUGAAAGUGAUAAACUGAACUCCCCUUGGGAUGGCACGCAGUCCUAUUCAUUGUUCCAUGUGUCGCCUUCUUGUUCUUCUUUUAACUCUCCAUGUAGAGAUUCUGUGUCACCACCCAAAUCUUUAUUUUCUCAAAGACCCCAAAGGAUGCGCUCUCGUUCAAGGUCCUUUUCUCGACACAGGUCAUGUUCUCGAUCACCAUAUUCCAGGUCAAGAUCAAGGUCCCCAGGCAGUAGAUCUUCUUCAAGAUCUUGCUACUACUAUGAGUCAGGCCACUGCAGACACCGCACACACCGAAAUUCGCCCCUGUGCGCGAGGUCACGUUCAAGAUCGCCCCAUAGCCGGCGGCCCAGGUAUGACAGCUACGAGGAAUACCAGCACGAAAGGCUCAAGAGGGAAGAAUACCGCAGAGAGUAUGAGAAGCGGGAAUCUGAAAGGGCCAAGCAGAGGGAGAGGCAGAGGCAGAAGGCAAUUGAAGAGCGCCGUGUGAUUUAUGUUGGUAAAAUCAGACCUGACACAACACGGACAGAACUGAGGGACCGUUUUGAAGUUUUUGGUGAAAUUGAGGAGUGCACAGUAAAUCUGCGGGAUGAUGGAGACAGCUAUGGUUUCAUUACCUACCGUUAUACCUGUGAUGCUUUUGCUGCUCUUGAAAAUGGAUACACUUUGCGCAGGUCGAAUGAAACUGACUUCGAGCUGUACUUUUGUGGACGCAAGCAAUUUUUCAAGUCUAACUAUGCAGACCUAGAUUCAAAUUCAGAUGACUUUGACCCUGCUUCCAUCAAGAGCAAGUAUGACUCUCUGGAUUUCGAUAGUUUACUGAAAGAAGCCCAGAGAAGCUUACGCAGGUAAUAUGUUCCCUGGCUAAGGAUGACAGAGGCAUGGUGAAUACCUCACGGGACAGCGCGUCCUUCCCUAAAAGACUAUUGCAAGUCAUACUUAGGAAUUUCUCCUACUUUACACUCUCUGUACAAAAACAAAACAACAACAAUACAAGAACAACAACAAUGGUUUACAUGAACCCAGCUGCUGAAGAGGCAAGAGACAGAAUGGAAUUCCAGUAAGCACAUGUUUAUUCAUGGGUGUCAGCUUUGCUUUCCCUGAGUCUCUUGGUGAUGGAGUGUGUGUGUGUGUGUGUGUGUGUGCGCGCGCGCAUGCGUGCCUGUGUGUGUGUGUUUGCCUGGUUUGGGGGAAGUAUGUGUGUACAGGUGGGGACUGGGGACACCUGACCAGAGCGUGCAAGGGCAAACCACUUCGAAUGGCAGCAGUUCCAUGAAGACACACUUAAAACCUAGAACUUCAAAAUGUUCAUAUUCUAUUCAAAAGGAAAAAAAAAAUACGUACAUCCAAAAGGAAAGAAAGCUAACCAACCAACCACAGGCCACCCUAAAAUGACAGCCACUGAUGUCUGGGCAUCAGCCUCCGUACUCUGUUUUUUGUUUUUUUUUUUAAACAAAGUGCAAAAUCAACGUGAAGCAAGCUUUCUCUCACACCGUAAUGAUUAUAUGACAAUCCUGAAGAAACCGCAGGUUCUGUAGAACUCAUAUCCUUUCUCUCUCUUUUUCUUUCUUUUUUUCCUUUUUCCUUUUGCCAAGGAAUCUGGGUGGGAGAGGAUGCUGCAGGCACCGAAUGCUCAACUUUCCUAACAUUUUGAAGUUUCUGUAGUUCGUCCUUCCUCCUGACACCCAUGUAAAUGUCCAAAACGUUGAUCUCCCACUGCAAAUUUCAAAAGCCUUGUCAAUGGUCAAGCGUGCAGCUUGUUCAGUGGUUCUUUCUGAGGAGCGAGCACGGUGUUACAUUACUAAGGAGAGUUGGGUAGAACUCUCUGGGAUGUGUUCAGAUAGUACAAUUGCUACAUUCUCUGAUGUAGUCAAGUAUUUACAGAUGUUAAAUGGAGUAUUUUUAUUUUGUGUACAUACUAUACAAUGAUGUUCUUUUUUUGUUACAGCUAUGCACUGUAAAUGCAGCCUUCUUUUCAAAAACUGCUAAAUUUUUCUUAAUCGAGAAUAUUCAAAUGUAAUUAUGAGGUGAAACAAUUAUUGUACACUAACAUAUUUAGAAGCUGAACUUACUGCUUAUAUAUAUUUGAUUGUAAAACAAAAAAAGGACAGUGUGUGUGUCCAUUGAGUGCAACACGACAAAUCGAUGCUUUAUGCACAACCAUCCUCUCUUAGGUGAGCUUCGAUCUAAGCAUCUUGUCAAGAAACCUCCUAGCCCCCUAAAGGUAUUAACCACUUCUGCAAUAUUUUUCCACAUUUUCUUGUUGCUUGUUUUUCUUUGAAGUUUUAUACACUGGAUUUGUUAGGGGAAUGAAAUUUUCUCAUCUAAAAUUUUUCUAGAAGAUAUCAUGAUUUUAUGUAAAGUCUCUCAAUGGGUAACCAUUAAGAAAUGUUUUUAUUUUCUCUAUCAACAGUAGUUUUGAAACUAGAGGUCAAAAAUCUUUUUAAAAUGCUGUUUUGUUUUAAUUUUUGUGAUUUUAAUUUGAUACAAAAUGCUGAGGUAAUAAUUAUAGUAUGAUUUUUACAAUAAUUAAUGUGUGUCUGAAGACUCUCUUUGAAGCCAGUAUCUCUUUCCCUUGGCAGAGUAUGAUGAUGGUAUUUAUCUGUAUUUUUUACAGUUAUGCAUCCUGUAUAAAUACUGAUAUUUCAUUCCUUUGUUUACUAAAGAGACAUAUUUAUCAGUUGCAGAUAGCCUAUUUAUUAUAAAUUAUGAGUUGAUGAAAAUAAUAAAGCCAGUGGAAAUUUUCUACCUAGGAUGCAUGGCAAUUGUCAGGUUGGAGUUUAAGUGUUUCAUUUGGGAAAUUCCGCUUUGCAGAAGCAGUGUUUCUACUUGCACUAGCAUGGCCUCUGACGUGACCAUGAAGUUGUUCUUGAUGACAUUGCUUCUGCUAAAUUCAAUAAAAACAAAAAAAAAACUUCAGUAAAACCUCCAUUUUUGAGCAUCAGGAUUUCCUGAGUGUGGAGCCCUGGAAUGGAAGUCAGUAAAGUUUGGCGUGUGUACUCAAGUUUCUGAGUUGAAAUUCAAUUACAGUAUGGCCGACAUGACUUUUCUGGAAGACAUGAUAUACCUACUAUGUAACCAUUCUUUUCCUUUCUCUCGCCCAACACGAUCGUAUAAAAAUGGAUUACACCCCCAGGCCAAUGCAGCUAAUUUUGAAAGCUGCAUUCAUUUAUCACCAGCAUAUUGUGUUCAGAGUGAAUCCACUGUCUGUCCUGUCGGAUGCUUGCUUGAGUUUUUGGCUUCUUAUUUCUAAGUAGAUAGAAAGCAAUAAAAAUACUAUGAAAUAAAAGAACUUGUUCACAGGUCCUGCGUUACAACCGUAACACAUCUUUAAUCUGCCUAAUUCUUGUUCUGUAGGUUAAAUGCAGGUAUUUUAACUCUGUGUGGACGCCAAACUAAAGUUUACAGUCUUUCUUUCUGAAAUCUGAGUAUCUUCUGUUGUAGAAUAAGAAUAAAAAAGACUAUUAAGAGCAAUAAAUUAUUUUUAAGAAAUGGAUAUUUAGUAAAUCAUAUUAUGUGUUCAAGGACCAGAUACGUUCUCUAUUUUGCCUUUAAAUUUUUUGUGAUCCAAUUUUCAAUACAUUCUCCUUUUUGCCCUGGAUCGUUGACAUGAGUCAAAGACUGGGUUUCCUUUCUUACUUGUCAAAAGACAACACUACAGAUUUCAUGUUGAGGAUUCAUUUAUUCCCACCCUUCUGGCCUGACAAAUAUUGUUACCAUGAAGAUAGUUUUCCUCCAUGGACUUCAAAUUGCAUCUAAAAUUAGUGCAAAGAGAGAAUCACUAGACCAUCCAAAUAGAGCUUUUGUAUCUUAUGCAGACACUGUGGGUAGCCCAUCAAAAUGUAAACUGUGUUCCUUUUAUUUUUAUUUUUAAUUUUUUUGGAGAGUAUAUUUCAAAUGAACACAUGCACCCCAUCAUCACUGGAGGCAAAUUUCAGCAUAGAUCUGUAGGAUUUUUAGAUGACCCUGGGCCAUUGCCUUCAUGCUGUGGUAAGUACCACAUCUACAAUUUUGGUAACUGAACUGGUGCUUUAGACAUGUGGGUUUUUUUUUUUUUUUAAGAGAUGUAGCAGAAUAAUUCUUCCAGUGCAACAAAAUCAAUUUUUGCUAAAUGACUCUGAGAGCAACGGUUGGGCUGUCAACAUUCAAAGCAGCAGAGAGGGAACUUUGCACUAUUGGGGUGUGAUGGUUGGGUCAGUUGAAAAAAAAGGAAACCUUUUCAUGCCUUUAGAUGUGAGCUUACAGUAGGUAAUGAUUAUGUGUCCUUUUCUGAUGGCUGUAACGAGAACUUCAAUCACUGUAGUCUAAGACCUGAUCUAUAGAUGACCUAGAAUAGCCAUGUAAUAUAAUGUGAUGAUUCUAAAUUUGUACCUAUGUGACAGACAUUUUCAAUAAUGUGAACUGCUGACUUGAUGGAGCUACUUUAAGAUUUGUAGGUGAAAGUGUAAUACUGUUGGUUGAACUAUGCUGAAGAGGGAAAGUGAGUGAUUAGUUGAGCCCUAGCCGGGCUUUUUUUUCCACCUGCCAAUUCUACAUGUAUUGUUGUGGUUUUAUUCAUUGUAUGAAAAUUCCUGUGAUUUUUUUUAAAUGUGCAGUACACAUCAGCCUCACUGAGCUAAUAAAGGGAAACGAAUGUUUCAAAUCUA
Messenger RNA from Bubalus bubalis (water buffalo), 7646 nucleotides. It is a transcript of the gene PPARGC1A, whose product is annotated as PPARG coactivator 1 alpha. The transcript is spliced from 13 exons. Gene Ontology annotation, molecular function: transcription factor binding; RNA binding. The record is from RefSeq and is a predicted model, not a curated record. The coding region runs from base 1459 to 3852 and encodes 797 amino acids. Lineage: Eukaryota; Metazoa; Chordata; Mammalia; Artiodactyla; Bovidae. Gene Ontology annotation, cellular component: nucleus. Gene Ontology annotation, biological process: positive regulation of transcription by RNA polymerase II.